AGUCGUGUUUUGAACGGCUGCUCGAUCGCACAUGUGCGUCUAUGCAGAAACAUAAACAAAGUGCCAAGUUCCCUAGCAGUGCGUGAAUCGAAGCUCGCGCGAGAGUCGACGACCUUUCCUUUCGACGGCUCUUACUUGUUUGUGCGCGAAUCGUGCGGCGAGACUCGCCACCAAUUCGAAUUCACGCAGUCCACCGCGCAGACAACGCAUAGCACACGGCUCCUACACAUCCUACACAUUGACGUAUAGCACGAAUAAGCAGAAAAGAGAGAGAGAGACCAAAAGAGCUGCCUACAGAAAUGUGCCGCUGCUUCGUGCACUUUUGCUGCUGAAAUUUACGUCGGCGAUGAUGACGAUUAUUACGACGAGUGGCGAGCAUCAGUGCUACUACUACGAUUACUCGUGUACCGAGGAUGAUGACGAUGCGGCUGCGACUUUUUCUGCCUCUGCUGCUCGUGCUCUUACCGGAGCUGCUGCCUUAAAUGAAUAAAAACCUCGGCGAGCCGGUAUCUCGUUCUUAGUGCGUGCGCGGCUGUUCCGCGCUAGCUUCAGCUUCUGCUCCGACCAAUAACUCCUGUCAACGAUUUAUCUCGCUUCUUAUUUAAUUAUUUUUUUUCUCUUCGCGCGCGUCCAUAUGAUAUUUAUAUUAUCGACAACGUCAAAUUGAUGCUGCUCUGAGCCGCGUUCAAGAUCGUUAUCGCCAAGCGUCCGUUUUCAUUAUUAUUGCUCGUCCAUGCAGACAAAUAACUCAAAUUUUUAACCGACUGGACGACGAUCGAGCUCACUCAACAUGGGCAGCAUCACGAAUUUGUUGUUCCUUGCAUUGUUGCUUCUUGCUUCUACAAGUGCUUUAGAAAAUGGUUUGGCCAGAACACCUCCGAUGGGUUGGUUGGCCUGGGAAAGGUUCAGAUGUAAUACAGACUGCAAAAACGAUCCUGACAACUGCAUCAGCGAUCGUCUAUUCCGGACAAUGGCAGAUAUUGUUGUGUCUGAGGGAUAUGCAGCAGUAGGAUAUGAAUACAUAAAUAUUGAUGACUGCUGGUUAGAAAAGGAGCGCGAUUACCGUGGACAACUUGUAGCCGAUCGACAGCGGUUUCCCUAUGGAAUGAAGAGCUUAGCAAAUUAUGUUCAUUCUAAAGGACUCAAGUUUGGUAUAUACGAAGAUUUUGGUAACUAUACUUGUGCAGGAUAUCCUGGUGUCUUGGGAUAUUUAGAAAACGAUGCUGCUCUCUUUGCAUCUUGGGAUGUAGAUUACGUGAAACUUGAUGGUUGUUAUGCACACCCCAGUGAAAUGGAUCAAGGCUAUCCUGAAUUUGGUUUUCAUUUAAAUCAAACUGGGAGACCAAUGAUUUAUUCAUGCAGCUGGCCAGUUUAUCAAAUAUACGCUGGCAUGCAGCCCAAUUUCACUUCAAUUAUCAAUCACUGUAACUUAUGGAGAAAUUUUGAUGAUAUUCAAGAUUCUUGGAGCAGUUUGGAAAGUAUCAUUGAUUACUAUGGGAAUAAUCAAGACUCAAUAGUGCCAAAUGCAGGACCAGGACACUGGAAUGACCCAGACAUGUUGAUUAUUGGCAAUUUUGGUUUGAGUUAUGAGCAAAGUAAAACUCAAAUGGCUCUAUGGGCUAUUUUAGCUGCUCCUCUUCUCAUGUCUGUGGACCUUAGAACUAUAAGACCAGAGUACAAAGCUAUUUUACAAAAUAAGAAAAUUAUUGACGUAGACCAGGAUCCUCUUGGCAUUCAAGGUCGACGAAUUUACAAGCACAAGGGCAUUGAAAUUUGGGCCAGACCCAUAACACCUGUUUACCAAAACUAUUAUUCGUAUGCUAUUGCAUUUCUCAAUAGAAGAACAGAUGGAACCCCAUCUGAUGUAUCUGUUACUCUGAAAGAACUUGGUCUGCAGUACCCUGGUGGAUACAGAGUAGAGGAUCUGUACGAGGAUGUAGACUACGGGGUUCUUACACCACAAACUAAGAUUAAGGUCAAAGUUAAUCCAUCUGGAGUUGUGAUUCUGAGAUGCGAUCUACAAGUUGAUGAUGUUUAUGUAUCAAAUCAAUAUGCACAAUACGCGCCACUAGAUCAAGUGUUCAAAGUCAGACACAAUGACUUCGAUCAAUGAGUGAUAUUCAUAAUUAAUUUAUAAGAAAAUAUACAUAUUUUAUAUUUAUUCCCUAAUAUGAUUUGUUUGAAUUGAACAUUGUGUGACCAUACUUUAUUAAGGCUGUAAAAAUAAAUAAUUUGAUUAAACAUAAUAUAGUUUUAAGAAAA
Messenger RNA from Trichogramma pretiosum, 2262 nucleotides. RefSeq names its product alpha-N-acetylgalactosaminidase. Gene Ontology annotation, biological process: glycoside catabolic process; glycosylceramide catabolic process; oligosaccharide metabolic process. The transcript has 8 exons. Gene Ontology annotation, cellular component: cytoplasm. The record is from RefSeq and is a predicted model, not a curated record. Lineage: Eukaryota; Metazoa; Arthropoda; Insecta; Hymenoptera; Trichogrammatidae. Gene Ontology annotation, molecular function: alpha-galactosidase activity. The coding region runs from base 791 to 2113 and encodes 440 amino acids.